UAUUUCUCUACAUUUAGCUUCCAAACCAGAAUACUAGAAUACUAUUACUGCCUUGACAACUAUAUUUCUCAUUGAAUCUCCUUGAGACUUUCUUCCUUGAUAUGGAUCUAAAGGAUUUUUGCCUGAGUGAAAACAUCCACUUCCUCAGCCAGCACAACCAGUAAGAAUUCUUCAGAUUUAUGGGUUUUCUUGCCAUUCAUAUUUGGUAUAAAAGUAAUGAACAAUUAAUGUGAUCAUAGAUAUGUUGUAUUGGUCAUGCAUCUGAUUGGCAUCAAUUGUGUGCAGUUCAUUUGUGUUUAUUUUAAUUAAAGCAUUAGAUAAGCCUUAAUUCAUUUUCUAUUUUAAAAGUUAUUAUUAAUUGUCUGUAGAAUAAGUGCAGAAGUUGAUUUCCUCCAUGGGGAACAUGAAUAGAGGUGGUGGCCCUUUAGGUGGUCCUCCCAUUAGGCAGACUAUAUUGUGGUCUGCAUGCCACACUGUUAUUGUAGCAGCUCUUAGGAUAAAUAAUUAGGCAUGAUUUAGACUAUAUUUUUGUCAUGAUCAUUUCAAUUGUGCCUUCAGCCUGUUGGACUCCUCAAACACCGACGACGCUCCUUCACCAGAUUAUACAUGUAUCAAGACGGAUCCCCCCAGCCCUACCUUCGCCGUGGACAGCACCACACCAUUCAGUCCCAGCUCGGAUAGCAGUGGAUACAGUUUAUUCUCACAGGGUCACUCGAUGGACCCGGAAUCCCCGAGUUCGAGCAGCAGCGGCAGCGUUGUCGGCGCAGCACCGGACUCUAGCGGCGCAUCUCAGUUUUGCUCGGAGAGCAGUUUGGCGCUCUCGGCGCACGUUGACUCCAUCCUCAAAUGUGACUACCUAUCGUCGCUGGGCUCUGGACCUAAAAGGCUGUGCCUAGUUUGUGGCGAUUUUGCAUCAGGAUAUCACUACGGAGUAGCGUCGUGUGAGGCAUGCAAGGCUUUCUUCAAGAGAACAAUUCAAGGUAAACAAAAGUGUAUACGUUUUUGCAAACACCUGAUAUAACAUCAAAUCAAGCCGUCUGUGAUGGUGUGUGUUGCCUGCACUGUGUGCGAGCGUGCACGCGUGAUACAUUUAGGACAUGACAAAGUUCUGGGCUAGAUCUUAAUUAAUAAAAUAAUCAAUAAUAUAUUAGAGGGGGAAGAGCAAAUGAGGCUGAUUGCAGCAUACACAUAUUUCCAAUAGCUUUGUCAGCCGCAGACUCAGCUAUGGGAUUGAUUUUCGUGUGAAGACUCAAUGUGCUUCAUAUUGGUUGAUGGCCCCAGAAAUUAUUUAUUGUCCCCCAUGAUGAAAUCUGUGGAUCUGUCUUCGUACGUUCGUACGUUCCUUUGAGGCGAUUUUGACGAAACUUUGGUGAAUCAUGCGUCUUGCAAUAGAGAUCCGGCAUUUACAAAAUUACACUGAUUGGCCGUGAGGGCUAUAGCCUAGUAAUUAAAAUAACUGACGUAUGAUAUUGAUCCAGUGACGCCUGAUGCAUUAAGGACUGAUUUUCAACAAUAUUUUAAUAUGUGCCUAAUUUCAAGUAUGCUUGAAGUUGAAUGAAAAUAACUAUAUCUACUUAUUUUAUUCUCAUUUAUCAAAAGUGACUUUUCAUAAUGCAUUCUUUUAGCAACAGUGCCCAUCUCCAAGUAUGAAAAUGCAGCUAAAUGUGGUAUUGCGCCUGUAACACCACACAACACAUUUACAUUUCUUGUGAAUGGCACUCUGAAGAGGUGCCAAUCUCCUGUUAAAAGUUCGGAGCUGUGAUUUGGAUGCCCUAAUCUCAGAGCCUCUUGUCCAGGGUCCAGGGGACAGGGGAGGGGCAAGCUCAUUGAUCGACGGGCCCUUGGCCCCUAGAUCACCCCCAGAUCCAGACCCGCUUGUCUGGGUAUAGAUGGGUGGGAGAAAUUAGUCAAUACUCUAUUAAAUUGCUUUUUGUCUUGUGUGAGUACAAACUUUGUAACACUUGUGGUGGGAGUUAGGCUCAGUGUGGAAAAGCCAAUCAAUAUCUGUAUUUUGUCUGGGCUUCUAUUGAUUGCUGUGUGAAAGCUCAGGGUGCCAGCGAACACAGAGGCAAUUGACUUAUGUCAUGGUGCCACAGACAGUGAAACUCAGUAAACCACCAGAUGGCAAGGGUUAGCCAUGGUGGCACACCCCCUAAACAUACACUUUGAUUUACAACAUGCCAAUUUGACCUUUAGGCUGACUGAAAAGAUAAGCAUAAAAAAUGCACUGUGAGAAAGAUACUGUAUCACCAUUUGGAUUACAUUAUUGAGACAUUGGCUUUGCUGACUGGUAACCACAAGUAUAGAGGGCGGGGUGUAAACAGAGCUGUACUUUCUGUGUUUCCAGGUAACAUUGAGUACAGCUGCCCUGUGAUGAAUGAUUGUGAGAUCACCAAGCGUCGUAGGAAGUCUUGCCAAGCGUGCCGCUUCCAGAAGUGCCUGCGUGCCGGCAUGAUGAAGGAAGGUGAGACUUGAUGACCAACUCAUCAACUCAUCUCAAUGGAAUCACUGGGCUCAAUAAACUGAAAUGCUUAAGCGUACAGGCCCACAGAACACAUACAGCCUGACUUAGAGUUGUAUUUAUUAAGGAUCCCCUUGGCAGCAGCUACUCUUCCUGGGGUCCAGCAACAUUAAGGCAGUUAUAUACAAUUUAAAAAUAUUACAUGACAUUACAUUUCAUAACACCUUUCACAACACAUUAAGUGCUACUACUCUACUACCACAUAUCUACAACACAAAAUCCAUGUGUACAUGUGUAGAGAGCGUGUCUUAUCAUGUGUAUGUGUAAGCGUGUGUCUGUGCCUGUGUGUGUGUCUCUUCACAGUCCCCGCUGUUCCAUAAGGUGUAUUUUUAUCUGUUUUUUAAAUCUGAUUUUACUGCUUGCAUCAGUUACCUGAUGUGGAAUAGAGUUCCAUGUAGCCAUGGCUCUAUGUAGUACUGUACACCUCCCAUAAUCUGUUAUUGACUUGGGGAUUGAGGAUCAGUCAAUGAGGAAACAUGAUGAUCACUGAUUAUCAUGUUUGUGUCACUACAGGUGUUCGCAUGGACCGAGUCAGAGGAGGACGUCAGAAAUACAAGAGAAGGGGGGACUCUGGCCUAUCUCUAUAUAUGAAGGCCCCAUACACACACCCCUUCAAGUCCAACGGUGAGUACCCUCUGUCAUGCAGCACUCACACACUCCAAUAAGAGCCUUGUCAGUUACAAAUGGGGAGUACACUAGAGUAUAUUACUAAUAUAUCUGUUUGACCUCUUUCAGGAAACAAAGUGAUCUCCCAGCUCCUCUUGACAGAGCCAGCCCCCCUGUGUGCCACGCCUGACAACUCAACCAAUGAUGACAACCUUAAAGCUCUGCUGACACUGUGUGACCUCCUAAACAGGGAACUCCUGGUCAUGAUUGGCUGGGCAAAGCAUAUCCCAGGUACCCACUCCUGUUGCUCUUGUAUGUCAUGUUAAAUAAGCAUGACUCCCUGCUUAAAUAAAGGUUAAAUAAAAAUACUAUGCCAUGCCAUUUUACACUGGCACAAAUGGACAAAGUUUUAUUUUUAUAUUGUGAGAACUUAUGGAGUAUUACGUUUCCAUACUUGCCCUUCCAGGCUUCUCUGCCCUUUCAUUGGUGGACCAGAUGGCCCUGCUGCAGAGUGGUUGGAUGGAGACGCUGGUGCUGUCAGUGGUGUCUCAGUCUCUGGGCUAUGGGGAGGAGCUAGUGUUUGCUGGGAACCUGCGUCUGGACCAGGCCCAGUGCAAAGCGGCCGGCCUCUAUGACCUCUACACUGCCCUGAGACAGCUGACCACCAAGUACCAGCAGAUGAACCUGAGCCAAGAGGAGGUGGUCACUCUCAAGGCUAUGGCCCUCGCCAACUCAGGUACUAAAUACAUGGCAUGCACUGGAUAUCUGUUAUCAGUAGUUCGGUGAUGUCAGCUGUGACAAAGCAAACUCAAGAGACCUAGCUGUACCUUUGUACAAACCCUAUUAGAAAGCAUUAUAAGAAUUGCAGAACUACCAAAAAUAUGUACUACUAUCUAACCUGCCUGGCUACUGCUUACAAUAAUUAAUUGUGUUAAAUUGAGCUUUACAAUACACUGACUUGGCACAAAAUCUACUGCACCGUUCUCAGGCAGCCCUACAUACAGCCACUCCUUCAGGACUGUGGAGAGAGUUAGGGCUCUAUUCAACCCGUAUCGUGGAAGUUCAGCGUUACAGCAUGAUUGAAAUGUAAAGGCAAUGUUCCCGCAUUAGCAGACUGUAUUCACGUAAACGCUGCAUAUGUCGGCUCAAUCAAAAAUGACCUUUACAUUUUAUCGUGCAAUCUGUAACGCUUCAGCGAUACAAAUUGAAUAGAGCCCCUAAGUGUGAUCCACAGUGCCUCAGGGUGUGUCCUUGAACACACUUUUUCUCCAGGGUCAGGUCCCCUAGCAAGGCAAGGCUGUUAAAUGAUGGUCAAUGACUUGAAAAGCUACUAGCUGUCAGGGAAUGAAUGCGUGGCUAGAGCCCCCAUAUUGGCAAACGUUCCUCACACGUCUCGUAUUUUAGUAAUUACAUUCUCAAAGCAUUACCUGAGUCAGUAUCAGCCCUCCACUUAAAUUACAAUUUUAAACUACCAUUAAUAAUUUGAUAUAAUGACUAACAUGUUGUAUUUUGUUUGUUAUUGGAGUCAUAAAUAAAGGGGUCAUUCUGUGAACGGUAGCACCCAUGUUAUACCACAUACUUGUGUGCAAAACAAAAAAAUCUACGCAUUUUAGUUGAUGAAUCAUUAUUCAAUCACCUCUGUACAACUGUCACUCUUCAGACCACCAUGACAGAGAGGCGAGGUCUAGACCUCUGCCAAAUCUGUUUCUCCAACACUCACUUCUCUUACCACCCCCCCCCCCCCCCCACCCCCUCCCUCCCUCACGGCUCCCGCUGUUGUCCCCAGACCACAGCAAGUGGAAACUGAUCAAUAUCCUAGCAGUGAGAAGGCAGCUUCUGCCCUCAGCCCUGAUCAAUAAAUCCAUCUGCCUCCCAGCACCCUGCAAAUUAUCACAGGAAUUCAGAAAUCCAUUAGGCGAGUCUGGCUGCGUUAGCCUGACACUCCGGGGCAGUCACACCGCCUGAGGUGGCUAGAAGGAUCAGAGGAGGGAGCCCUUGUUUUUACAUUUACAGUCCUUUCAGGAAAAAUGAAGGUCGGCUGCAUGCAACUUAACGUUGGCCCGUCCAUUAGCCCUCAAUGGAGAAACAAAUGAGGUGGACAAUGGAAUCUGACACGCUGUCGUGCCGAAACAAGGGGAGGUUUAACACCCGAUUCCACCCACACCCAAACACCCACAGGCCUCCCUUGACCUUGUCUCUCCCCGCACAGAUGCAGAGAACCUGGAGAGUGCAGAAGCAGUGCAGCAGUUCCAGGACGGACUCCAUGAGGCCCUGCAGGAGUAUGAGAGCUCCCAGCAUCCAGCGGAGCUCCACCGGGCAGGCAAGCUGCUCAUGACCCUUCCCCUGCUCCGGCAGACUGCCAACCGCGCCGUGGACACCUUCUGCCGGCUCCACCUGGAGGGCCGCGUGCCCAUGCACAAACUCUUCCUGGAGAUGCUGGAUGCUAAAAUAUGA
Coregonus sp. 'balchen' is the source of this 5581-nucleotide messenger RNA. NCBI's taxonomy places the organism in Eukaryota, Metazoa, Chordata, Actinopteri, Salmoniformes, Salmonidae. The record is from the annotation of a GenBank genome assembly.